Molecule: messenger RNA, 2556 nt
Organism: Coregonus clupeaformis (lake whitefish)
Lineage: Eukaryota; Metazoa; Chordata; Actinopteri; Salmoniformes; Salmonidae
Gene: camk1b
Product: calcium/calmodulin-dependent protein kinase Ib
Exons: 12
Coding region: 112-1278 (388 amino acids)
Biological process (GO): peptidyl-serine phosphorylation
Cellular component (GO): intracellular anatomical structure
Molecular function (GO): calcium/calmodulin-dependent protein kinase activity; calmodulin binding; ATP binding
Source: RefSeq, a predicted model, not a curated record
UCCAGUUUUUCCGCAAGCGCCGUGAGUCCAAAAUUGGAGAAGCAGUAAGAAAGGAACGACCUUUGAAAUCGUGCAAUUCACAGCAUUGUAGCCGACCACCAGAAAGUAAAGAUGCCUUUGGGUGACGAUGGACAUUCCUGGAAGAAGAAAACGUCAGAUGUGAAGGAGAACUUUGACUUCAAGGAGAUCCUGGGGACGGGGGCUUUCUCUGAGGUGGUCCUAGCGGAAGAGAAGAGGACCCAGAAACUGGUGGCCAUCAAAUGCAUCCCUAAGAAAGCCCUGGAGGGAAAAGAGAACAGCAUAGAAAAUGAGAUCGCUGUCCUGCACAAGUUAAAACAUGCCAACAUUGUCUCCCUGGAGGACAUCUUUGAGAGUCAAUCCCACCUCUACCUGGUUAUGCAGCUGGUGUCUGGUGGGGAGCUGUUUGACAGGAUCGUGGAGAAGGGCUUUUACACAGAGAAAGAUGCUAGCAAGCUCAUCCAGCAGAUCCUGGACGCUGUCAAAUACCUCCAUGACAUGGGCAUCGUACACCGCGACCUGAAGCCGGAGAACCUUCUGUACUACAGUAUGGAGGAGGACUCUAAGAUCAUGAUCAGUGACUUUGGCCUGUCAAAGAUCGAGGGAUCUGGAAGUGUCAUGUCCACAGCCUGCGGAACACCAGGAUACGUGGCCCCUGAAGUGUUGGCCCAGAAACCCUACAGCAAGGCGGUGGACUGUUGGUCAAUCGGUGUCAUCGCCUACAUCCUGUUGUGUGGAUACCCUCCGUUCUAUGACGAGAACGACGCCAAGCUCUUUGAGCAGAUUCUGAAGGCAGAAUAUGAGUUUGACUCUCCCUACUGGGACGAUAUCUCUGACUCAGCCAAAGACUUCAUAGUCCACUUGAUGGAGAAGGACCCCAGGAUACGCUACACAUGUGACCAGGCUCUGCAGCACCCUUGGAUCGCUGGUGACACAGCUCUAGAUAAGAACAUCCAUGAGUCUGUCAGUGCUCAGAUCAGGAAGAACUUUGCCAAGAGCAAGUGGAGGCAAGCGUUUAAUGCCACGGCGGUGGUGCGUCACAUGAGGCGUCUGCAGCUGGGCACCAGUCAGGAGGCCCCCAGCCAGACCACCCUGCCCAGCCCCCUCAGAGCCCACCUGCUGUUGCCCGAGGCCACAGAAACAGAGCACACCACCGAGUCUCCGUGUGAGGGGGGCUGCUGCCAGAGUGCUGAUGGGGGGGCGGAGCGCGACCACCUCUCCAACUGCACAUACCGCUGCCAUCCAACCAGCCGGGUCUGAUCCCUGCUCACCCGGGCCACGCGGGGCCAACCAAUGACUUUCACAUUUACCUCUGGAGACCAGAGAACUCCCUAGUCUGGCCAGGAAUACAGAGUUGUUCCAGCAACCCGCCACCAGGAGGGGCAGGCGGGUUAUGAAUCCAGGGUGGGGAGGAGGGAGGAGGGACUCGAUGCCAACAGAGGAGGUAACUUGAAUGGAUUGGGUGAGAGCGGAGGAUGAGAUGAGAGAGGAGAGGAAAGGAAAGGAGGAGGACGUUGAGAAAGAGAGGUGUGGUGCCCAGAAUAAUCCUGGGUCAUAUAUUUUGGUAGCGGGACAGAGCUUGGACAGCGUUUUACUCAUCCUUUUAAAAUGUGCAUCUGCUUUUUAUAUCUCUGCAUUUAUGUGCAUGGUGUUUUUUUUUAAUCAUCAUUAUCUUUCCCCUUUGACAGAAUCCACUAAUGAUAUCUGCAUGAUGAGGUGACAGUUCCCCCUGCAUGUUGGCAGCAGGUGUUUUAUAGCGUGAAGAGUGUAUUGCAAAAUCGUGUAUGUAUGGUGGUAAUCAUUAUGGUAUAGUUCCUGUACUGCAGAUACACAUCUUUAUGACCUUAAUGAGUUUAGUCCUUCAGCAUUACAUUUGUAUGGCUUUGUUGUAUGUUAAAAUUAUUUUUUUAAUAUAAAUGUAGCCCAAGAAGCAUUCACCUAAUACCACAUCUGGAGAAUCAAUGUGAGAAUACUCCAUCCAUUGGGCUAGUAUACGGUAGACCCAGUUUGUGGUUGUGCCCCCCAGGCUUGUAACAGAAUAAGGCUUUCUGAUUUUAACUAAUUCAGCACAGGGACUUCUUCUAUGGUGCCUUUAGAACAGUAUCAAAGGUUUAUUUUCUGGUAGCUUUUAGAAAUCUAAAGAUACAUCUCUAUAUCUCUGUACAGUUAAAGGAGCAUUAGAGGCUAUUUCAUUUCUAUCAUUGUAUUUUUAUAUAUAUUUCAAUGUGGCAAUUCAGUCGUUAAAAUACAGACUUUUACCUCAGUCAAGAUCUGUCCAGAUCUCUUUCCCAGUUGAGAAGUGUAAUACCCGGGAGAUAGACUUACAUACACAGCUAUUCCUCUUAGUACUAGUUAGUACUUAGUUUUUCCAAGCCAUUGUAUCUGUACAGAGAGAACUUGAGUUAAAGAAUGUAAAUAUACAUCUCAUUGUCUCACCUCAUAAUUUAUUCUCUCUCACUCAUCAUAAUUAAGCAAUAAGGCACGAGGGGGUGUGUUAUAUGGCCAAUAUACCACGGCUAAGGGCUGUUCUUAUGCACG